Molecule: messenger RNA, 328 nt
Organism: Geodia barretti
Lineage: Eukaryota; Metazoa; Porifera; Demospongiae; Tetractinellida; Geodiidae
Source: the annotation of a GenBank genome assembly
CCCAUCAGUACAUAGCCCUGACGACAAGAAUAUGAUGCCUGGGAUCCAACUGUCGUGGUGGGCGGAGUUCCAGUCCACUCUGCACUCUUCUGACAGAUUCUCAGCUCCUCUCCCUCGAGGAGGUAACCAGGGAAACAAGAGUAGGUGGCAGUGGCACCGACCCUGUUGCCAAUCUGGAUCACCUGACCGUUGUCGGGGAACUCCAGAACCUCGCACUGUACCACUGCAGGAAAAAGACAAGGCAUACAGCUCACUGGAGCAAGUUCAGUCGCCAACAUUCAAACAAGUCCAGGUUCCAACAACUAUACUAAAGCAACUGUGUACCAGU